Molecule: messenger RNA, 2399 nt
Organism: Homarus americanus (American lobster)
Lineage: Eukaryota; Metazoa; Arthropoda; Malacostraca; Decapoda; Nephropidae
Product: alkaline phosphatase-like
Exons: 13
Coding region: 416-2314 (632 amino acids)
Biological process (GO): dephosphorylation
Molecular function (GO): alkaline phosphatase activity
Source: RefSeq, a predicted model, not a curated record
AUUAAGCCGCCACCUUGCAGUAUCCCCUGAGCGCCUUCAGAAACAGGGUGGAGGUCGCGUCACAAAUAUCAUCUCCUGUGCAGUACGUCAUUCGUGAUCCGCCACCGAAGUACUCUUCCAACCUGCUUGGGUUUAUCAUCAUGCCCCUGUGGUCAAGUUGAUAAGGAGAGCCAGUUGACCAUAAUUCUUAUCUGCUCUGAAAAACGAUCUUCGUGGGAGGUUGACGAAGGUGGAAGAGUCAUUACAGUAGGAGGCGACGAAGGUGGAAGAGUCAUUACCGUAGGAGGCGACGAAGGUGGAAGAGUCAUUACCGUAGGAGGCGACGAAGGUGGAAGAGUCAUUACCGUAGGAGGCGACGAAGGUGGAAGAAUUUAAGACACUAAAAAAACAAAACAAAACCAUACCGACUCUUACCAUGGUGGGUGGAAGGUGUAAGAGCUGCUUGGUGAUGGUGUUGGUUCUCACUCUCUCAACAUCUGCCGUCAUUUUCCCAUCUCCUAAUGCCCGGGAAACAGAGACGAGCUUCUGGUUCGAAAAAAUGAGGCAAGAGAUUAACGAUGCUCUGGAACGACCUAAGAACACCGGCAGGGCUAAGAAUGUGUUGUUCUUCCUGGGUGAUGGUAUGGGAAUCACGGUGUCGACGGUUGGGCGUAUCUUCAAGGGUCAGAAGAAAGGUGUGUCAGGUGAAGAGGGUCACCUGGUGUGGGAGAGGUUUCCUAAUGUUGGUCUGAUCAAGACAUACAACUUGGACAGACAGGUGCCAGACAGCGCAGGUACAGGCACAGCUUACCUGACUGGCGUGAAGGCCAACAAGGGGACCGUAGGCGUAAGUGGUGACGUACAUUACAAGGAUUGUGAUGCCUCCCUCCUGCCUGAGAACAGACUGGACUCAAUCCUCAAGUGGGCUCAGGACGCCGGCAUGGAUACAGGUUUGGUGACGACGACUCAGGUAACUCAUGCCACACCUGCCGCGCUUUAUGCCAAGUCCGCCGACCGUUACUGGCAGUGCGACACAAAGAUGAUCCAGGAAAACGUGACACAAUGCAAAGAUAUUGCACGUCAGCUGGUGGAGGACGAACCUGCACGUAACUUGAAGGUGAUCAUGGGGGGAGGACGGCAGGAGCUGGGGGCAACACCACUGCAGGAGGUGAAGCUCGAAUGUCCCAGGACGGAUGGCAGGAACCUUGUGGAGGAAUGGGCUGCUGACAAGGAGGCAAGAGGUGCCACACACGCCUAUGUCACCAACACCCAACAGCUGCUAGACCUGAACCCUAACACCACUGACUACCUCAUGGGACUGUUUGGAGAGCGUCACACACCCUACGUGGUGGACCGAGACCCUGCGCCAGCGGGGACACCAAGACUGAAAGAGAUGGUGCAGACAGCACUCAGAAUCCUGAAGAAAAGCUCCCAAGGUUUCUUCCUACUAGUUGAGGGAGGUAUGAUAGACCGGAGCCUACAUGAUACUCAUGCCAGGAGGGCAGUGGAAGAGGUGGUGGAGUUGGACGAAACAAUGCAGGCAGCGUUGGAUAUGGUCGACCUGGAAGACACACUGGUGCUAGUGACUGCAGACCAUUCCCACACCCUGACCAUGGCCGGGUAUCCUCCCAGAGGCAAUGAUAUCCUGGGUAUAGUUUACAACGACCAGGUGACUGAUGGGCUGCCCUUCACAACCCUGAUGUUUGCAAAUGGUCAAGGCUACAACUAUACCUGGGAUGGACACAAGGUGGUGAGGCCUAACUUGACAGGUGUGGACACAGGCCAUAAGGACUAUGAAUCACUGGCUGCUGUGCCCAUGGUAGAAGGGGAGGAGACCCAUGGAGGUGAAGACGUAGCUGUUUAUGCAGCAGGUCCGAUGAGCCACCUUUUCCACCGCUCACACGAACAGACCUAUGUGGCUCAUGUCAUGGCAUAUGCUGCCUGUAUUGGGCCAUACAAGGAUAACUGUCACCGCCCACUGGACAACCUUCCCCAAGAUGUAUAUGAGUCUGUUGACAGUGGUGACACCUACUCAGAUGACCACAGCCAUCCUGAAGUUCCCGAAGAGGAUGAUAUCAACAUGACCCACCCCAUCUCAGAAGACACUGGCACAAAAUUGGAAGAGGUUACUGCAGAGAUGGAGGAGGAGGAGGAUGAUGAAAUGAAUACAGCCACAGUGGAGGCGGCGGAUACCCAAGCCUACCCCCACCCAAAGGAGUUGAAGAGUAAAAGGAGUGGAGGGGUGUCAAUCAUCACCAAUAGUUAUUUAAUUGUGCUGUCCUUAUUGUUACUAGGCUCACAGGCCCAUGUAAUUAAUGGGUGUGUCGUACUAUAAAUAUGGAUACAAUACACCUUUUCACAUAUACGUUGAGACAUUGUUAUAUAUCUAUUUGACAAAUUUCAUAACCGAAUGACAGAAC